AUGGCUUCAGCACACGGGGACUUACGGCAUCUACUGCCUGGCAAUUACAAGCGCCACAUCACUGCCUGGUUAGAGGAGGACUGUCCCAGUCUCGACUAUGGCGGUUUCGUCGUCGGCGAGUCAGAAGGUGAAGCCCGACUCCUCGGCAAGAGCAAGGGUAUCGUUGCAGGCAUUCCAUUCUUCGACGAAGUCUUCUCGCAACUAGGCUGCACGAUCGAAUGGCACAUCAAAGAAGGCGAAGCAAUCGCCCCAGUUCAACACUGCGCCACGGUCCGCGGACCAAUCCGCAAGAUCCUUCUCGGUGAACGCGUCGCCUUGAACAUCCUCGCCCGAUGCUCCGGCAUCGCCAGCAAGAGCGCCACAAUGCUAUCUGCCCUGCGCGCACAAGGGUGGCAAGGAACAUUGGCCGGCACACGCAAGACAACACCCGGAUUCCGACUCGUAGAGAAAUACGGCAUGUUGGCCGGUGGUGCUGAUCCUCACCGUCACGAUCUGAGCUCCAUGACCAUGUUGAAGGAUAAUCACGUCUGGGCCUGUGCGAACAACCGCGCCGCUGCGGACGGGGGUGUUGCAGAUCCCUCAUCGAUUGAGUCGAUUGCGGCUGCCAUCCCGCGUGCGGUGCAGGCUGCCAAGGCGACGGGGGGAUUCUCGACGAAGGUUGAGGUGGAGUGUCGGAGUGUUGAGGAGGCCAAUGCGGCGAUUGGGGCGGGGGCGGAUGUUAUUAUGUUGGAUAACUUUACGCCGGAGGGGGUGCGGGCCGCUGCAAAGCAGCUUAAGUCUGAGUGGGCUUCCAAGAAGGCCUUCUUGAUUGAGGUGAGUGGAGGAUUGACGGAAGAGAAUGCGCCGUCGUACGUCUGCGAGGAUGUGGAUAUCCUUUCAACGAGCUCGAUUCACCAGGGGACCGGCAUUGUGGAUUUCUCUCUCAAGGUUUCCUUGCGCUAG
Penicillium salamii is the source of this 942-nucleotide messenger RNA. NCBI's taxonomy places the organism in Eukaryota, Fungi, Ascomycota, Eurotiomycetes, Eurotiales, Aspergillaceae. The record is from the annotation of a GenBank genome assembly.